Helianthus annuus (common sunflower) is the source of this 2010-nucleotide messenger RNA. Its product is annotated as polyol transporter 5. Gene Ontology annotation, cellular component: membrane. The coding region runs from base 215 to 1786 and encodes 523 amino acids. The transcript is spliced from 3 exons. The record is from RefSeq and is a predicted model, not a curated record. Gene Ontology annotation, biological process: transmembrane transport. Gene Ontology annotation, molecular function: carbohydrate:proton symporter activity. NCBI's taxonomy places the organism in Eukaryota, Viridiplantae, Streptophyta, Magnoliopsida, Asterales, Asteraceae.
AAGAUGAAGACUGGUUGACUCUUUGACUUUUUGGGUUGGGUAGGCCACCAUGUGCUGGCCGAUAUAAUUGGGAGUACUCACAUUCUAUAUAUACCAUUCAACAUCUAUCUUAAGUUACAACAACUCAUCAAGAAACAAAUAACCAAGGUUAUGCAAUCUCAUGCCUUGUAACUAAAACCCCAUCCCCUCUUCCCUCUGUCACCACCAGGCCAUCAUGGCCGACCACAAAUCCGAAGAAAACGGUCUUUCGGGUAAGUCUAAUCACCUUAUCACUGACUUCGAUCCACCAAAACCGCCGAAGAGGAACAAGUAUGCUUUCGCCUGUGCCAUAUUGGCUUCCAUGACUUCUGUCUUGCUUGGUUAUGAUAUUGGUGUGAUGAGUGGGGCCCAAAAAUUCAUCCAAAGAGAUUUUGGUUGUAGUGACAGGCAAAUCGAGAUCAUGGUGGGUAUUCUCAACCUAUACUCGUUGGUCGGGUCAGCCGCCGCCGGGAGAACAUCCGACUGGAUUGGUCGCCGGUACACAAUUGUGUUGGCUGGAGCUAUUUUCUUCAUCGGAGCAAUCUUGAUGGGGGUCGCUACAAACUACGCGUUUCUCAUGGUUGGCCGGUUUGUCGCUGGUAUCGGCGUAGGAUACGCGCUUAUGAUUGCACCGGUGUACACAGCAGAGGUUUCGCCGGCGUCUGCUCGUGGCUUCCUCACUUCUUUCCCAGAAGUCUUCAUUAACGCUGGUAUAAUGUUCGGGUAUGUGUCAAACUAUGCUUUCUCAAAGCUUCCGCUUCACUUGGGAUGGCGAAUCAUGCUAGGAAUCGGAGCCAUCCCAUCAGUAAUCUUAGCCGUGGGUGUCUUAGGCAUGCCCGAGUCACCCCGUUGGCUAAUCAUGCAAGGACGAUUAGGUGAUGCCAAAAUCGUCCUUGAUAAAACCUCCGACAGCUUGGAAGAAUCCAAGCUUCGGUUGGCUGACAUCAAGAAAGCAGCUGGCAUCCCUGAAGACUGUAACGACGAUAUUGUCCAAGUAUCUAAAACUAGCCACGGUGAGGGCGUAUGGAAGGAGUUGUUGAUCCAUCCCACGCCCACCGUCCGCCAUAUUUUAGUAGCGGCCCUAGGCAUCCAUUUCUUCCAACAAGCGAGUGGAAUCGACGCCGUCGUGUUAUAUAGCCCGAGAAUCUUCGAGAAGGCAGGGAUAGUCAAGGACACCCCGCAGCUACUCGCAACCAUAGCCGUUGGAUUCGUGAAAACAGUGUUUAUUCUAGUGGGCACGUUUAACCUUGACAAAGUCGGACGUCGACCACUAUUGUUAUCUAGCAUUAUUGGCAUGAUCGUAUCGUUACUGACACUCGGUAUGGCAUUGACCAUCAUAGACCACUCCGAUCACAAGAUCACAUGGGCUAUAGCUCUCUGCAUUAUCGCAGUUUUAUCAUUCGUGGCGUGUUUUUCGAUCGGGAUGGGGCCAAUUACCUGGGUGUACAGCUCUGAGGUGUUUCCGUUACGGUUGCGAGCACAAGGGUGUAGCAUUUGUGUGGCAGUGAACAGGACGACAAGUGGGGUGAUCACUAUGACAUUUAUUUCCCUGUAUGAGGCGAUUACGAUAGGCGGUGCGUUCUUUGUGUUUACCGGUAUAGCGGCGGCGGGGUGUGUGCUCUUUUACACCCUGUUUCCGGAAACACGGGGUAAGAAUCUAGAAGAAGUGGAGGAUGUUUUUGGGACCUUUUUCCGGUGGAGGUCAAGACAGGCAGAAUUGGACAGGAAGAAAGAGGCUGAGAUGGUGGCUCAUAAGGUCCAAAAUUAAGUUUAGGCAUUAGAAGUUGCAAGAAAAUAAGUAUGUAAUUAUGGGUUUAUGAAGCGUAUUUAUGUCUAUUGCUCACAAGGGAAAAUUUGUGUUGUUUAAAAGUUGCAUGAAAUGUGGGUGUAGUAGUAAUGCAAUGCUCUAUUUUAUAACAAGAAAGAUUAUAUCGCAUUAUGUUGUAGUAUGGUUUGGACUUUGUGAAAAUGGUCACAAGUUGUUUGGCAAUA